CGUACAUACGCCUCACUCCUAACAUAGAUCACGCUCCUCAUUCGUGCUUGGCUGUGUGUGUCUCUUACUGUGUUUUCACUUUUCAUCACGAAAAAAUGAAAAAUUUCAAAACGCUUUUCUAAGUCUGAACUUCUACUACUACUACUACGACUACUUCUUUCUCUUUUUCCAGCUCUCUGCUUCAACUUCAGCUUCAGCUUCAAUCAAUUAUCAAUGGCUUCCGUGCCUCUCUCCUCUCUCUGUUUCUCUCAAACCCCCAAAUCUCUCUGUUUCAGCUUCGUUGCCUCCGAUAACCUGAGGUUUUCUUCGUCUUCGUCUUCGCUUCGAUUCUUAACGCCAAAGAAGAAUCGCACCAGGAUUAGGGUUUCUGUUUGUAGAGCCGCGUCGCCGUCGCCGUCGCCGUCGCUUGUCUUUCGCAACCUCGAUGCCGAUGACUUUCGUCAUCCUCUUGAUAAGCAGAACACGCUGAUAUUGAGAGCGAUUCCAGGGUUGAAUCAACUCGGAAAGGCUCUACUAGGAACUGUUGCCGAGCAGGUCAUGCUUCUGGAGAAUAUAGGGACAUCGGUUCUUGUUUCUAAAGAUCAGCUUUCUGAUCUUCAUAGAUUAAUGAUGGAGGCUGCGGAGGUAUUGAACAUUGAGGCUCCUGAUCUGUAUGUCCGACAAAGUCCUGUACCAAAUGCAUAUACUUUAGCUGUAAGUGGUAAAAGGCCAUUUGUUGUUGUUCAUACCAGCCUUGUGGAGCUUCUGACACAGAAGGAAUUGCAGGCUGUUCUGGCUCACGAGUUGGGUCACCUGAAAUGCGACCAUGGUGUAUGGCUUACAUAUGCAAAUAUUCUUACCCUUGGGGCUUAUUCUGUACCUGGUCUUGGUGCGCUAAUAGCUCAGAGCUUAGAGGAACAGUUGUUCCGCUGGCUCCGAGCAGCAGAGUUGACUUGUGAUCGUGCAGCCCUUCUUGUUGCGCAAGACCCUAAGGUGGUCAUCUCUGUGCUUAUGAAAUUAGCUGGGGGAUGCCCAUCUAUGGCUGAUCAAUUGAAUGUGGAUGCAUUCUUGGAGCAAGCUCGUUCUUACGACAGAGCUUCCUCGAGCCCAGUUGGGUGGUAUAUAAGAAAUGCUCAAACAAGGCAACUUUCACAUCCUCUGCCUGUUCUACGUGCUCGUGAGAUUGAUGAAUGGUCUAGGAGUCAAGAUUAUAGAUCCCUUCUGAAACGUGCCCUGCCGAUCAAUUCUUUACAAAAGGUUUAGCUUUGCUCAGAGGAUAGAGUUUAAAAACCAAAACAGUGCAAUGGUGUCCUUAUUAUAUUCUCACUGACUUAUCUUCUCGUGUCAAAACUCAAAAGGCUACCCCAGGCCAGGGGGAAGGGGGGCAGGUAUCAUUGAGAGGUUUUGCUAAGAUUUCGACACUGCAGCAAAAUGUUGGCUUAUCAAAUUACAGAACAUUUACAAAUGGAAGUUACAAUGUCUUGUUUUGUUGGUCAACCUUGUGUAAUUAUAAAAGAAGUUAGUUUUGAGAACGCAUUGCCAUGUAUUAUAACCAUUGUUGUAAAUCCAGGUAGUUAUACAUUUUUCUUUUUUCUCCCUCCCUUAUACAGUUACUUGGAAUCUGUAUCUGCUUUCUGAUGGUGCCAAAAUGUUGAAGGUCAAGAUUAACAUUCAAGUGAUAUGGGUAUGUAAGUAUUGAUAUAGUCAUAAACAAUGUAAAGACAAUGCAGUUCCUUUAUAUGCCUGUAUAAAGCUGUCAGUUAAGAAUUGA
Messenger RNA from Quercus robur (English oak), 1750 nucleotides. RefSeq names its product plastoglobule-localized metallopeptidase 48, chloroplastic. NCBI's taxonomy places the organism in Eukaryota, Viridiplantae, Streptophyta, Magnoliopsida, Fagales, Fagaceae. The transcript is spliced from 9 exons. The record is from RefSeq and is a predicted model, not a curated record. Gene Ontology annotation, biological process: CAAX-box protein processing. Gene Ontology annotation, molecular function: metalloendopeptidase activity. The coding region runs from base 214 to 1242 and encodes 342 amino acids. Gene Ontology annotation, cellular component: endoplasmic reticulum membrane.